AUCUAAUUAUAUCUUUUAAAACAUUUUAUAUUAAAAGAUCGUUUUAGUGUACAAAGUUCAUUCAUGAGUUCGUCCUGCAUGCAUUUUAUGAAUCACAAACACCUAUCACAGAUUAACAGCUGAUCCGUGUCAGAUUAGGAUAGGUCACGCAUUAAGUUAGGGUUAGGAUGGUGGACCAACAGAUGCUUUGUUUAUAUCACCUGUUGAUUCAACACGACUGUGAAUGGCAUGCUUAUAAGCUACCAUAUGCUACACCAUACUUGAUAAAUUUUUCAAUACUUUUCAUUGAAUGAAACAACAAUAAAACUUACAUCAUCAUAGAUUGAUCGGCGCGGUUGCGGAUUUAUAAUAAUUAUUAUAUAAGUUUUUGAAUAUGUUUUGACGUUAGAAUGCCAAUCUACAAAAUAAUAUUGUCGAUGAUUCUGUGACGACUUCAUUCUAUUUUUAUAGUCGACAUGUGUGCGCAGAAUGCAUACUGCAGCCUUGGAAUAAACAAACUUUGCAAACAAUAUGGAAAGUAAAAAAGUAAGACUCAAAGCAGUUUAAGGUAUAUACAUCUGCAAAAAAGAUCUUAAUGAGAUAAGUGAGUUCAAUGAAGGUCAAAUGUAAUGACUAGAGGCACGAGUAGAUUCUACUGUAGGCGUGUAUGUAGAAGACAGAAAAAUUACUGGAACCGACCAACCUUCUCAGAAGCCUUCAUUUAUUACACAAUAAUGAGUCACAUAGCUUACAUUUCGUUCACAUAGAAUGAUUAAGACUUUUACACCUUCCACUUCGGGACGUAUUAGGUAAAUCCCCACACUAUCAAGCACGUCACCAUUCUGUAUUUGGCUAAAUCCCCUCCAAUGAAAUAACGGGCUGAAUCCCACUUCUAAAACUGUAAGCGUAUAGGUAGGAGACAGAAAAAUUAAUGACACCAACCGGACUCGAACUCAGGAUCAUUCGUUUGCUACUCGCGGCAGUUAUGUUUGUAUGACCGCGACGCUUCCUCUUAGAUAGCUAUUUAUAUUCCCAAUCUCCUAGUAUCUAAUUAACUCCCUACUCCUUAUCUCUUUUUAUUAGCUAUAUUACUUAAUAAUUGACAGUCUAGCUUAAUCUCAGAACUGAAAGAUUAUGUAUUUAUCGAAUUUUUUAUUGUGACGACAAAAUGCGUUUCCGAUUCUUAAAACAGAGAUCUGUGUUUUUGAUCGGCACGGGAAUCGGCUUUAUUCUUCCUUUAUUGUUUGCUUUAUUAAGGAAUAUAUUAGUGACUGAAUUGAUUAUCGACCGUGAUCUAUCACUGUGGCAACCUGAAUAUUACCUGAAUAAAAAACUUCAUCACGAAGAGAUCGUUUUACAGCUUUGGAAGAAAGUGAAUAAGACUUUGGACCACGUUAAUAAUAUCACAUACCAUGCUUGGUUGGCGGCACAGAACUUGAAAUUACACAAAAUUGAUUUAGACGAAUAUUUGUACGGUCCACAAAAAGGAGAUAACGCGAAAGAAAUUGAAAGCAUAGAAUGGAAUUGGUUAAGGAAAAAAGCGUCUGUUACAUGCAUAGUUUUCGUGGAAAAGCUUAAACUAGGAAAAUCAAUCAAAGCUACUUGGGGCAGACGCUGUGAUAAUAUAUAUUUCUUUGGACACCGUUUGAAAGAUGCAAAUUUGCCUAUUAUAAAUAUAAAUAUAAAAAUCGUGUCUUCUUGGCAAUUGUUGUGCGAAGCUAUGAAUUAUAUAUGGAAUGAUAAAACAGCAGAUAAAUUACAAUGGAUUUUAUUCGUGAAAGAUGAUACUAUGGUCAUCCCAGAGAAUCUACGCUAUAUGGUCGCUCCAUUGGAUCAUAGACAUGAUUUUUAUUUGGGUCAUCCUGUAGUUUUAUGGGGUCAGACUUACAAUGUUGCUCAAUCCGGGUAUGUUCUUAGUAAAGGGGCACUAGGUAAAAUAGUGCAAAUGUUUAAUACCACAGAAAAAUGUAUUAAGGGCGGAAAAUAUUGGAAAAAAGAAGAUUAUUAUCUCGGAAAGCAUCUAUCAUUCUUAGGCAUACGACCGUCUGAUACCAGAGAUCAAUACUUAAGAGGUACUUUUCACGGUUAUUCUUUACAAAAUCUUCUAUGGGGUAUCGCAAAACCGGAUAGUUAUUUUACACGCGCCGUGUAUCCGAUAAAAGGAGAAUGCUGUUCGCCAAUAUCUGUGACUUUUAGCGCUAGUGAGUCGGACAAAAUGCAUACGCUGAAUUAUCUGUUAUAUCAACUACAUGUAUUAAACAGCGAGAGUCGAUUUGGGAAUAUUCGUGCUAAAGUUUCAGUACGCGACGAGGAUGUUUGGAAGAUUGCACUGCAAGAAGAAUUUAACAUCACACAUUUGAGUGAUAUAUCUAGCGAUGUUUAUUACGAAAUAUGGCACUCGAGGUACUCCGAACCAGAACAAUUGAAAGUUACUAAGAAUUAUCGAAUGACGCCAGAUGCCCUAAAUUGUUUACUGGCAAAUUACAAAGCGGGAAAUAGCUCUACGCUCAAUUGUAAGACUAAAAAUAUCAUUGAUGAUACGAAAAACUGAAUGAGUUAGUUUAAGAUUUAUUAAGUUUAUUUAUUAGAAUGUUAAUUUUAACAGUUUGCUAUAAGUAUUAAGAUGGAGAAUUUUUUAUUGUACAAAAAUAAAAAAAUAGUGUAUAUA
Pogonomyrmex barbatus (red harvester ant) is the source of this 2647-nucleotide messenger RNA. Its product is annotated as C1GALT1-specific chaperone 1. Gene Ontology annotation, molecular function: N-acetylgalactosaminide beta-1,3-galactosyltransferase activity. NCBI's taxonomy places the organism in Eukaryota, Metazoa, Arthropoda, Insecta, Hymenoptera, Formicidae. Gene Ontology annotation, cellular component: membrane. The record is from RefSeq and is a predicted model, not a curated record.